AUGUCAUCCUCAAGACCCUUGGUAAAGAGGCCUUUUGCUGAGGUGAUGUUAGCUUACCACCUUCACACAGAGGUGCAAGUUGCUAUCAAGGUCCUGAAAAAGGGAACAAAGAAUGACUUCAGUGUUAAAACCAAAAUCAACAUCUUGAAAACAUUGAACUACCCACAUGUUAUCAAGUUGUUCCAUCUUGUCAACACCAAAGGAUACACCUAUAUGGUGAUGGAACAUACUGCCAGUGGAGAUCUGGUGAACCAUGUUGAGGGGGUGGGCCCUCUGCAGGAGGAACAGACCCAGCACAUUUUUACACAGGUAGUGUGUGCAGUUGACUACUGCCAUACGAGUGGCAUUGCACACAGAGACAUCAAGCUGGACAAUAUCCUGCUGGAUGGCAAAGAUAAUGCCAAACUUUGUGAUUUUGGCCUAGCUAUCUGGGUCACGCCUGGCCAGGACACCAAGGGAUUCUUGGUUACCCUAGAAAAUUGUGCUUCUGAGCUAUUCUCCAAUGCAGAAUAUGAUGCAAGGGCAGUGGACAUCUGGAGCAUGGGAGUGCUUUUAUAUGGGAAGGUGACAGCAUCCAUUCCAUUCAAAGCCAACACAUAUUCAGAAAUGAAGGAGGAGAUGCUGGAUCCCAAGUACCACCUCCCUAACACACAUUCAGAAAACAUAGCAUACAUCAUAGUGAAGUUGUUCACUGUGAAGCCUGAGAGGAGACCAAAGAUAUGUGACAUUAGGCAGCAUCAGUGGGUCAAGGGGAAGGAAGAAUUUUGGAAAAUCAUACCAUCUUUAGAGGCACUCUGUAGUAACCCAUAUGCCAGCAUUAUAGUGGCUAUGUGGGGUAUGGGCUAUAACCCCAAGAACAUUAGUUCUUGUCUAACUAAGGAAAAAAAAGUCAGUAACAUCAUGGCCAUGUACCUAAUUUUAAACCACAAAUCACCCCGCGGCCACUCAAAAUAUGCUGGGAAGUUCUUGCAGGCCUGUGUUGCUAUGUUCGCAGCAGGUUCUCUUGCUACCUUUCCUUCUCAGAGAGGACUGAGUGGAGCUUGCUCUUCCCACAUUGCUGGAGGAACACCGGGUGCAUGA
This is a messenger RNA of Phodopus roborovskii (desert hamster), 1080 nucleotides long. RefSeq names its product sperm motility kinase X-like. Gene Ontology annotation, molecular function: tau-protein kinase activity; ATP binding; protein serine/threonine kinase activity. Gene Ontology annotation, biological process: protein phosphorylation; intracellular signal transduction; microtubule cytoskeleton organization. Gene Ontology annotation, cellular component: cytoplasm. The transcript has a single exon. The record is from RefSeq and is a predicted model, not a curated record. NCBI's taxonomy places the organism in Eukaryota, Metazoa, Chordata, Mammalia, Rodentia, Cricetidae. Bases 1 to 1080 code for a protein of 359 amino acids.